ACUUAGGAGUUCUGAAAUUCAGGGAUAGAUAUUAACAAAUCUUUCAGGAAUAUAUAAGGGAGGCAGGUAGUGUUCCUGUUGUCCUAUCAUUAUGUUAUGUUUUGAUGUGUCGGUAUAGCUUAUUGCCAGCGGUUCUAUAUCCAUAACAAACAGGAAAGGAGAUAGUGUGUCUCCUUGUCCACAUCAUCUAUAAAUUUUAAAGGCCUACUGAAAGGAGAUUUUCGUAUUUAAACGGGGAUAGCAGGUCCAUUCUAUGUGUCAUACUUGAUCAUUUUGCGAUAUUGCCAUAUUUUUGCUUUAAGGAUUUAGUAGAGAACAUCGACGAUAAAGUCCGCAACUUUUGGUGCUGAUAAAAAAGCCUUGCCUUUACCGGAAGUCGCAGACGAUGACGUCACAAGGGUGAGGGCUCCUCACGUCCUCACAUUGUUUUUAAUGGGAGCCUCCAGCAGCAAGAGCUAUUCGGACAGAGAAAACGACAAUUUCCCCAUUAAUUUGAGCGAGGAUGAAAGAUUUGUGGAUGAUGAUAUUGAUAGCGAAGGACUAGAAAAAUAAAAAAUAAAAAAAAUAAAGUAAAAAAAAAAAAAGGCGAUUGCAUUGGGACGGAUUCAGAUGUUUUUAGACUAAUUUACUAGGAUAAUUCUGGGAAAUCCCUUAUCUUUCUAUUGUGUUGCUGGUGUUUUAGUGAGAUUAAAUAGUACCUGAUAGUCGGAGAGUUGUGUCCACGGGUGUCUUGAGGCCAGUGUCUGAGGGAAGUCACGGCAGGUACAAGUAUGGCGCAAACUCCACAGAACUCUGGUAAGAGGCGACUUUUUACCACAAUUUUCUCACCGAAACCUGCCGGUUGACAAGUGGUCGGGAACCAUGUUCGCUUGACCGCUCUGAUCCAUAGUAAAGCUUCCCCUCCAGGAAUUUUAAACAAGGGAUCACUGUGUGUUUGUGUGGCUAAAGGCUAAAGCUUCACAACUCCAUCUUUCUACUUUGACUUCUCCAUUAUUAAUUGAACAAAUUGCAAAAGAUUCAGCAACACAGAUGUCCAGAAUAAUGUGUAAUUGCGCGAUGAAAAGAGACGACUUUUAGCCGUAACAAGAAACUCCGCGGGAAAUUUAAAAUUGCAAUUUAGUAAACUAAACCGGCCGUAUUGGCAUGUGUUGCAACGUUAAUAUUUCAUCAUUGAUAUAUAAACCAUUAGACUGCGUGGUUGGUAGUAGUGGGUUUCAGUAGGCCUUUAAAUAAUUUGCAGAUGUUAGAGUUUGUCCUAACUGCGGCAUAAGGUUCCGUAUAAAGUUAUCCUACCCAUUUAAUAAAGUUGUCUCCAAAGGCAUAGUGUCUGAGAAUCUCAAAUUAGUAGGGCCAUUCCACUCUAUCAGUGCAGUCCGUCUUCUUUUUCCUUUGGAUCCCCAGUCCCGUUCUUUUCUUUUUCGUCUGCAAUAUGCUUUCUUUCUCUUUCAUGUAGUCCCCUACCCCAAAAAACUGCAGGAAUGUAUGUUUUUCUUUGGUGCACAAUCUGGGUAUGAAGUCUGUACCAACAGCUAAACAAACAUUUUCUUGGCAGGACAAGGACAAUGCACUUAUGUAAUGUUUGAAUUCCCUGUUAGUGAUAUGAAAACACACACACAUUCACACACACAGCCCUCACCUCCCACCCUGACACUAUAGAGCUCAGCUGCUCAGCUAUGCAAUUUCACACAAAAACAUCCCAUGGUUGUGUCCACUCAGGCGGUCGGUUGUGCUUUGCAGGCUGAGCAUAUUUGCUUUUAGGUAGGGGACCCAUCAGAACAUCACCAUCAUCAUCAUCGUCAUUAUCGUCAUCACCAUCAGGAAACAAAGUGGAAAUAUGUGCAGCCAGGAAUUCAUCGCACUCGUGUUUCUUCUUGGAUCCCUGGAUUUAAAUCUGGGAGCUGUCCAGAGACCUGACUACGACGAAACGCCCACCCCAGAGUUCCUCAACCCAUCUUGGAUGUCCACCAUCCCUGACGACCGUCCCCUCUCUGAGGUCACCAUGCCGGGGACCCACAACACCAUGGCCCUGUACGGCGGCGUCUAUGCCGAGUGUCAGACGUGGGGCCUGGACUCCCAGCUUCAAGCUGGCAUCCGUUUCCUGGACGUGCGUGUCCGCCAUGUGAAUGGUAAACUCCUCAUCCACCAUGGGGUGGUAUACCAGAAGGCUCACUUUGGCGACGUGCUGGGGGGCGUGGCCGACUUCCUGAGCAACUACCCGAGUGAGACUGUGCUGAUACGCAUCAAGGAGGAGCAGAGCGAGACCGGAGACCUCUAUGGGGCGGUGGUGGAGUACGUUAAUCGCUAUGCUCACUGGGAUCUGCUGUGGCACAGCCGCCUGGUUCCCACCAUGGGUCAAGCUAGAGGGAAGCUCAUCGUCCUGCAGGACUUUCAGGGGCCUGACUUGGGGAUGCGCUACAACAGUCUCCAUAUAGCUGAUUCCUGGAAGGUUACCACGCUUGGCCAAGUGACCGAGAAGUGGCAGAGCGUUUAUGAUCACCUGGAGACCGCACCUGUUGGCGACAUGGCCCAGAUUUAUCUCACCUACAGCAGCGGCGCUGGCUUGUUUGCAUUCCCCAGGGCUGUGGCCCAACGCAUCAAUCCUAAACUCUAUGACUACCUGAGGGAGAAGACCAACCUCCUGAACCAACGUUUUGGAAUCAUAUGCAUGGACUUCCCGGCUGCACCCAUUAUUGAAAGCAUCAUUAACUUCCAGCUGAAGAAUGAGGGAGAAAAACAAUUCAUAGUUUGACCUUUAACAGUGUCUUUCACUCAAAAUUUAAAAAGCAUAAAAAUUCACAAGUUUGUCUGUGUUUUGUGCCAAUAAAUUAAUAAACAAG
Messenger RNA from Nerophis ophidion (straightnose pipefish), 2837 nucleotides. RefSeq lists its product as uncharacterized. Lineage: Eukaryota; Metazoa; Chordata; Actinopteri; Syngnathiformes; Syngnathidae. Gene Ontology annotation, molecular function: phosphoric diester hydrolase activity. The transcript has 4 exons. Bases 1835 to 2749 code for a protein of 304 amino acids. Gene Ontology annotation, biological process: lipid metabolic process. The record is from RefSeq and is a predicted model, not a curated record.